Molecule: messenger RNA, 3357 nt
Organism: Limanda limanda (common dab)
Lineage: Eukaryota; Metazoa; Chordata; Actinopteri; Pleuronectiformes; Pleuronectidae
Exons: 13
Coding region: 1-3357 (1118 amino acids)
Biological process (GO): cell surface receptor signaling pathway
Molecular function (GO): transmembrane signaling receptor activity
Source: RefSeq, a predicted model, not a curated record
AUGAUAGUUGCAAACACUGUGUUCAAAGACGAGAAGAAUGGUCCCGAUGCCAUCUCCGCUCUCUCCGAUGUCCAACUGGGGGCAAGUACGAUGGUUAGAAGAGUGUCGGCUAUGUCCGAAAACUUGACGGAGCAGCUGGACCAGGAACUGGUUAAGUGCAGGUGGUAUCGCAUCCAGUGCGACGAGUCCGUGGACAACACCAGUACAGCUCAGAUGAUGAUGAUUAUCCGAAUGACAACAACGAGGGGAAUUGACAUCUACAACACGGUGAAGAGGUUCUUCGUGGAGAAAAAGAUCAUAAAUGGCAUCCGCUCCAAAGCCAAACGACACCGGACAUUCAAGGUGCUAUUGGAGGAGCUGUCAGCUGAGUAUGUUCUCUCUGUUGGUUUGAUAUUUGUGUUUGAAUGUUCAGUGUCCAACAGAAGCUUUGUCGUGCUGCAACACAACUGGACUCAGAUAUUCAGCGGAGAGACGAUCUCUGUCAGGUGUGAGAUCCAGGGAGGAGGAGACACCCAGUGGGAAUAUGAAUGGAGGACAACAAGCUCCCACCAACCAGUCACUGGUCCAGACACAGCUCCCACACACAGUGAAUACAGGCUGGGCACUGCCUCUGUUUUCCACAGUGGAGAGUACUGGUGUAAGGCCAGAGCGGACUGGUAUUCCUCAACAGAGUGGAGUGAGGCCUUCCAGCUGAGAGUAACACCCGAUAAACCCAGGCCCAGGCUGACUGCCGAUAACACAACCAUCACAGGAAAGGGAAGCGUAGCACUGAGCUGCUCUGUGGAGAACGCGUCUGAGUGGAGAUACGACUGGUUCAGAAGAACCUCAGCCUCCUCUGCAGCUCAGAUCCUAAGUUAUAAUGAAACAGAUGAUGGAAUCAGCAUCUCAGAGGAAGGCAUCUACAGCUGCAGAGGACGGAGAGGAGACACAACCUUCCUCACAGAGGACAGCAACCGAGUCACAAUAGAGAACAGAGUUUCCCACAAGGCGUCUGUGGCCCUGCAGCCUGACUGGUCUCUGGUCUUCAGCGGUGAGACGAUCACUGUCCGGUGUGAGGUCCCUGCAGAUGUACCAGCUGAGUGGGAGUAUGAAUGGACCAAACCCAACUCAACUAGGGUUCCAACACACAAUGAAUACAGGAUUGUCAAUGCGUCCUCGUCCGACAGUGGAAGCUACAGGUGUUUGGCUAAAGACAAGAAGAACUUGAAUUCCACGACCGAGUGGAGCGACGACAUCACAUUAACAGUUUCUGCAUCACCCGGAUGGAAGUAUUAUUGGUUCAGAGGUGAGAAAACCUCGGAGCCCCUGACGGAUGAGGAUUUCAAGUCCCAUGGACAAAGUGCUAGUGCCUCAAGUGAAGGACUGUACUGGUGCAGAGGAGGAAGAGGAGAUCCAGUUCACUACACCCAGUACAGUAACUCAGUCAGGAUUCAUGGAAUCGUCCACAACAGAGCUGCUGUGACUCUUCAACCCAACUGGCCGAACAGAUACAGAGGAGAAGCCGUCACCCUGAGGUGUGAGAUCCAGGGAGGAGACUCUGAGUGGGAGUAUGAAUGGACAGCAACCAGCUCACAGGCACCUCCCAACACAAAGGAGUUCAGGAUCAGUCUGGGGUCAGAUCUGAGCGGCAGCUACUGGUGUCAGGGCCGACUGAAAGGUGCACGGCAGAACUCCACAGGAUGGAGUGUUCCCCUCACCUUGUCUAACGCGGCUGCACCACCACCUGUCGUCACUGUGUCUCCGUCAUGGCUGACUCCUGGAGCCUCCGUGACUCUCACCUGUGGGGGGGGUCCACAUCCCACUGCAGGGUGGAGGUUCUACUGGUACCGAGCUGACCCCAUUAGUUUGGAUCAAGUCCCAAGAUGUCAACAGUCAAUUCCAUAUUGGUGGAGUGAUGUUCACGUUCCUGAGUUCAGUUAUGAGCUGCUCCCAGGAAGCGACGGAGGAACUGAACAAAACUCCUUCGUCAUCCAAGGCCUGACGGAGUCAGCAGGUUAUGCAUGUCGAGCUGGAAGAGGAGACCCCGUGUUUUACACUGAGUACAGUGAGACAAAGUGGGUGUGGUCUGGAGUUUCAGCGGCUGCACCACCACCUGUCGUCACUGUGUCUCCGUCAUGGCUGACUCCUGGAGCCUCCGGGACUCUCACCUGUGGGGGGGGUCCACAUCCCACUGCAGGGUGGAGGUUCUACUGGUACCGAGCUGACCCCAUUAGUUUGGAUCAAGUCCCCAGAUGUAAACAGUCAAUUCGAUAUGGGUGGAGUGAAAUGCACAUUCCUGAGAAGUUCAGUUAUGAGCUGCUCCCAGGAAGCGACGGAGGAACUGAACAAAACUCCUUCGUCAUCCAAGGCCUGACGGAGUCAGCAGGUUAUGCAUGUCGAGCUGGAAGAGGAGACCCCGUGUUUUACACUGAGUACAGUGAGACAACGUGGGUGUGGUCUGGAGAUUCCAAUUCGUCAGUGUCUCUCACACUGAGUCCGGACUCAGUGCAGCACUUCUAUGAUGACGUGAUCCGUCUGACCUGCAAGGGAAACUCUGAUAAGUGGAGAUUGUGGAUGUUUACUAGAGACAAAGUACUAAUGUCAGAGUGCAAGUAUCAGGAGAGAAUCACAAGCUUCACAUGGAAAAUGAAAUAUUUUCCUUCUGGAGUUUUCUGGUGUGGAUCUGGAUCAGAGAUCAGCAACGCACUCAACAUCUCUACAGCGGCUGCACCACCACCUGUCGUCACUGUGUCUCCGUCAUGGCUGACUCCUGGAGCCUCCGUGACUCUCACCUGUGGGGGGGGUCCACAUCCCACUGCAGGGUGGAGGUUCUACUGGUACCGAGCUGACUCCAUUAGUUUGGAUCAAGUCCCCAGAUGUAAACAGUCAAUUCGAUAUGGGUGGAGUGAAAUGCACAUUCCUGAGAAGUUCGGUUAUGAGCUGCUCCCAGGAAGCGACGGAGGAACUGAACAAAACUCCUUCGUCAUCCAAGGCCUGACGGAGUCAGCAGGUUAUGCAUGUCGAGCUGGAAGAGGAGACCCCGUGUUUUACACUGAGUACAGUGAGACAAAGUGGGUGUGGUCUGGAGUUUACCAUGAUGUUCUCCUGGAGAGCCCUGCCCGUCCUGUGACUGAGGGACAGUCCGUUACUCUCAACUGCUCAUGGCUCGGACCAAACCUCGAUUCCAACUUCACUUUCUACAAAAAUGAUGAACUCCUCCAAAGUGAUGUCAGAAGGGAACUGGAAAUCUCAGCUGUGUCAAAGUCAGAUGAAGGUUUCUACAAGUGUGAACAUUCAGGAAGCUUCUCACGGGAGAGUUGGAUGUCAGUAAAAUGUGAGUGUGAUCAAUAUGAGGUAGAAAAGGAGUCUCCAGGUUGA